Molecule: messenger RNA, 306 nt
Organism: Ambispora leptoticha
Lineage: Eukaryota; Fungi; Glomeromycota; Glomeromycetes; Archaeosporales; Ambisporaceae
Source: the annotation of a GenBank genome assembly
UGGCAGCAUCGUGGGAGUGUCCAUGUACAUGGCAUUGGCAAACGCAGUGAAGCUCCAGAUAUCGAGUGGGAGAAAAUAAGUAAUAAUACGGAAAAAAUGAAAGAAGUAGUGCGAUAUCUAAAUUCUUCCUCUUAUUGCUUGCGAACUAAUAAGCAGACUGGUGAACAAUUCUGUAGGUUCAGAUUUCCCAAAGAGUUAAGAGAUGAAACUGUAUUGCAUAAUGAAAAUGGUCACAUGGAAUUAAUCACGGCAAGAAAUGAUCCUCUAAUUAAUUCAUAUAACCAUCUUCAGCUACAAGGAUGGUGA